Molecule: messenger RNA, 1516 nt
Organism: Temnothorax curvispinosus
Lineage: Eukaryota; Metazoa; Arthropoda; Insecta; Hymenoptera; Formicidae
Exons: 5
Coding region: 1-594 (197 amino acids)
Biological process (GO): sensory perception of taste
Cellular component (GO): membrane; axon; neuronal cell body
Source: RefSeq, a predicted model, not a curated record
AUGCAAAAUCUAUUGAUAAAGAAAGAGCAUUCACUAAAGAAUACAUGGAAGAAACCUACAAUAAUUGUUCAUCAAUGUACCUUGGGUACUGAUAAUUACAAGCGAGUGUUGUGGAGCUUGAUACAUCUUCAUUUAGAACUAUGUCGCAUUGCACGUGAAUGGAAUCUGGUGUUUGGAAUUCAAAUGACUACCGAAACAGCAUCUUAUUCAUUACUUGGAACAUCAUUAUGCUUCUACUUAUACAAAUCGUUAAUGCAUCGAGAGCUAAUACCAGUCAGCGUAUGGUUUCGAAUAGCUUUCCGGAUGUUUAUGAUUGUAGGAAAAGUGUAUAUUAUAAAUUACAUUUGUGAAAAUGUCUGUUUUAAGGCUAACAAAAUUGACAAAAUAAUCAAUGAAUUGACUUUUCGAUUUGAUGACGUUUUGAAAGAGAUUUAUCAGUUCAAUUUGCAAACAAUGCAUCAUCCGUUGGAGUUUACUGGAAUGGGUUUCUUCCCCUUUGGUAACAAAUUCCUCAUAAAGUUCUGCGUAGCGAUUACAACGUUUUUGACCAUCGUGAUACAAAUGUCGACGCCUGAUUUACCUUUUAAAGAAUAAUCCACUCUGCACUUUAUAUUAAGUUUAGUAUCCCAAAAGCUCAUCAAAACAAUUAUUUGUAAUCACAUCGAUUGUAUGUAUGUAUAUCGCUUGAGCCAAUGUAGUAAUAAUUUAAAAAAACAAUUUGUUAUGUGAUCAGCAUAGAUAUUACUCGUAUUUACGCCGUAUUUUCGUCUUGCGCUUUAUUCAAUGUGGAACAAAUACAGAAAACAGUUGAAAAGAUCGUUUUAAUACAGAAUGUAAACGUUAAACAUUAAAAGCAGAAAAUAACAAUUAAGAAGAGAACGCAUAUGCGCAUACAUACAUGGAUCGGUUGCGCAUUGUAUGUGACUUCGCUUAAGGGCUGUUGCCGAUGAUUUCGCUUAGGGGCUGUUGCCCUGAGUCGUGAGAGCGGUAAGCGACGACGCCUGGGGGACUAUCGCCCUGAGUCGCUACCUGAUUGUUCGGAUGCGACAGCGCCUUAAGGUGUAGACCUUGGGUUGCCUUGGCUUAACACACACUUUAUUCAAUGUUCACAAUUGUGUCCUUUGUAUAGAAUUUCAAUGUUCGUCUCAAAGGAAAGGCAAAAUCUCGAGCGAUCUUUCGUGGCCACGUAACCGAUAUGUACACGUCGAAGUAACGAGGAAAAAUCGAAAAUCGGCCGUGACAACGAAGGAUCGAAAACGCCGGAGCCACAUCUAGCGACCGUUAAAACUUGUCCCUAAGAUACCGAAUUAUUUAUUUGUACAUAUAAUUGAUUGAUGUACCUAUAGGUGAAUGUGUGUGUGUAUGUGUCUGAGCCAUCCGACAAUCUCUCUUAUUCGCUUUAGUUAUGUCGUGCACGACGCAUGUGUUUACUACAUAAUACAAUUAAUGAUUCUACCAACUAGUAAUUUUCUUCUUUUUGUUGUGCUUACAGAUUAAUCACGUAAUAAUAUCUUUA